Colletotrichum spaethianum is the source of this 3624-nucleotide messenger RNA. Its product is annotated as putative cryptochrome DASH, mitochondrial. The record is from RefSeq and is a predicted model, not a curated record. Gene Ontology annotation, biological process: copper ion homeostasis; monoatomic cation transport. The coding region runs from base 1 to 3624 and encodes 1207 amino acids. Lineage: Eukaryota; Fungi; Ascomycota; Sordariomycetes; Glomerellales; Glomerellaceae. The transcript has a single exon. Gene Ontology annotation, molecular function: ATP hydrolysis activity; P-type divalent copper transporter activity; copper ion binding. Gene Ontology annotation, cellular component: membrane.
AUGGACGACGGAAGGAGCUCACGCAUCACCACCUCCUUUCUGCUGGCAAACCUGCAUUGUCCGUCAUGUGUCUCGUCGAUCCAGCAGGCUCUUCAGGAAUCGUCCAGCCACGAUGUGAUUUGGGUCUCACCAAACGUCGUCACGUCCGUCGUCACCAUUGAACACAGACACACGCCAACUCCCGACAUCACCAUCAGAUGCAUGGCCAAAUCACUUCAAGAUGCCGGCUUUGAGAUCUGUGGUGUCACUACCACGGCUGCUACCGACACCGACCUGGAGACAAUCACCCAGACCCAACCGCAAACUGGGGUGGAUGACUCCACUCACAACGGUGCCCUUGAUGGGCUGCUUUCCUUCACGCCCAGAUGGUCCAGUGAAUCACCAGAGGCGCAGCGAGAGGCCCAUCUUCUCAACUGCAAACAGUGUCGUGAAUCAGACGACUCGUCCCAUAGCGAAGAUCGAGGAGUGCCAUCAAACUCGAACGGGCAUCAGAACGGGCUGCGGAAGUCCAGGAGCAAAAGCAAUGGCAUUGCGAGUGUGAAGGACAUGUCAUCGGACGGCUCGAAAUGGAGAGCAACGCUCUCUGUCGGUGGCAUGACGUGCGCGUCUUGCGUGAAUGCCAUCAGGGAGGAACUGAACAAACGGGAUUGGAUCGACAAUGCCACCGUCAACUUGGUCACCAACAGCGCCACUGUCGACUUUACUGACAAGUCCAACGCGGCGAGGAUCGCCGAGGCCAUCGAAGACAUGGGUUAUGAUGCCAACCUUGACAACCUUGCAGAACUCAACGACAACGGCGACGAUGGCAGUGAGGCAGGCAGCGAGGGCGAAAAAUGGAGGGUAACCGUGGCCAUUGGCGGCAUGACUUGUGCUUCCUGUGCCAACACCAUCACAGAACAGUUGAGUAAGAAGGAUUGGAUUUCCAACGUCUCUGUCAACCUAGUCGCGAACAACGCCACGAUCGACUACACCGUGGAGGGUAAACAGGACGAGAUCGUUCAGUCUAUCGACGAUAUGGGAUACGACGCCACCCUGGAUACCGUGACGAGAGUCAGGUCUGAGGACAAGGGCGCAAAGCAGCGGACGGUCCAAAUCUUGAUCAAGGGCUUGUACUGUCAACACUGCCCCAGCCGAGUGACGCACUCUCUUACAUCAUUCACCCAUCAAUUGAAGGUUGUCUCUCAGCCUAGUCACGAGAAGCCUCUGGUAACCGUCAAAUACACACCCGACGCACCCUUCUUCACCAUUCGACAAAUCCUGUCCGCCAUCGAUGCCGCCGACCCUUCGUUCAAGGCGUCCAUCUACCAUCCUCCCAGUCUCGAGGAGCGAUCCAAGCUCAUCACCCAAAAGCACCAACAGCAGCUCCUUCGACGAGUCUACUUGACUUUCCUGGUGACUAUCCCCACUUUCGUCAUUGGAAUCGUUUACAUGAGUCUGGUCCCCGACUCGGACCAUGGCAAGCAUUAUCUCAUGAAGCCGUGGGUCUCCGGUCUCAACCGAGCGCAGUUUGCUUUGUUCGUUCUCGCCACCCCCGUGUACUUUUUCGGAGCCGACGUGUUCCAUAUCAGAGCAGUCAAGGAGAUCAGGAACUUGUGGCGUCCGGGAAGUAAGACGCCCAUUCUUCGACGCUUCUACAAGUUCGGAAGCAUGAACAUGCUUAUGUCUCUUGGCACGACUAUCGCCUACGUCUCGUCCAUCGGCCAGAUGAUUUCUGCUGCUAUCAGCAAGCCCGUCGAGGUUGACGAUACUCACUUUUACUUCGACUCGGUCGUCUUCCUGACGCUGUUCCUCCUAUUGGGUCGUCUGAUCGAGUCUUACAGUAAGUCCAAGACGGGCGACGCAGUCGAGAUGCUGGGCAAGCUGCGACCGACUACAGCCAUUCUCGUCACCAAAGACUCCAUCGGAAAGACUACCGACUCCGUUGUUGGGGUUGACAUGCUCGAGUACGGAGACAUCGUUCGCGUGCCACAUGGCGCUUCGCCUGCGGCAGACGGAAUUGUAGUGCAGGGCGAGAGCAGCUUUGACGAGUCGAGCUUGACGGGCGAGUCUCGGUUGAUCAAGAAGAUCCCUGGCGAUGAGGUUCACGCCGGCACGGUUAACAAGGACUCGGCCAUUCAAGUUCGCAUUACGGGUGCUGCCGGAGCGUCUAUGCUGGAUCGGAUCGUCUCAAUUGUUCGCGAGGGCCAGACCAAGAGGGCGCCUAUGGAGCGCGUCGCCGAUGUGCUGACGGCUUACUUCGUCCCCAUCAUCACCUUGAUCGCCGUUAUCACUUGGCUCACCUGGAUAAUUCUUGGGUACGCCGGCGUCGUCCCUGGGCGGUACCUUGACUCCGAGAGCGGAUGGGCGGCCUUUGCCCUGCAAUUCGCUAUUGCCGUCUUCGUUGUUGCUUGCCCAUGUGGUCUUGCUCUGGCGGCUCCGACGGCCAUCUUUGUCGGUGGCGGCCUCGCUGCGAAGCAUGGUAUUCUCGCCAAAGGAGGAGGAGAGGCAUUCGAAAAGGCCAGCAAUGUUGACGUUGUCGUCUUCGACAAGACCGGUACGCUGACCGUAGGCGGCGAACCCAAGGUCACCGACUCGAAGUUAUACCUUGACAAAGAAGACGGUGCCAGCUUGGAGUCUAGCAUGGUUUUGGCUACCCUGCGAGCAAUCGAGGAAAACAGCAGUCAUCCGGUGGCUAAGGCCAUCGUGUCCUUCUGCACCACGCAAACCGACGCCUGGGUCCACGUCGAUGACCUUCAGGAGCUCCCGGGCAAGGGCAUGAAGGCAACGAAUCGCGGGGAGAAGCCCGAGGAGUCUUUCGACAUGAUUGUCGGCAACGAGUCUCUGAUGCGCGAUCACGCUGUUGAUUUCGCCGACCGGGUAUCUUCUCAGCUGCAAAAGUGGAAGAGCGAGGCCAAGUCGGUCGCUUUGGUGGCUGUUAGACCUACCCUGGCCAAGCCCGGUGCCCCCUGGGCACUCGUCGCAGCGCUGUCCAUUUCCGAUCCCAUCCGUCCGGAGGCAGUCCGCAUCAUCAAGGCGCUCCAGGAGCAAGGCACCCGCGUCUGGAUGCUCUCUGGCGAUAACGUCGUCACCGCCAAGGCCGUAGCCAACCUCGUGGGCAUCGACCCCGAGAACGUCCUGGCCGAGGUCCUUCCUUGGGAGAAGGCGGACAAGAUCACGUACCUGCAGACGGUUCUCAAGGCGCGCGUCGGCCGGUCUCGUGAACACACCAAGAACCGUGCCAUGGUCGCCAUGGUCGGUGACGGCAUCAACGACUCCCCUGCGCUGACCAAGGCCGACGUUGGCAUUGCCAUAGGAAGCGGCAGUGACGUGGCUAUCUCGAGUGCGGAUUUCGUCCUCGUCACCAGCGACCUCCGCGCGGUCGUGACGCUGCUCGAGCUCAGCCGGACGGUUUUCAGGCGCAUCAAAGUCAACUUUGGGUGGGCAGUCAUCUACAACAUCCUCGCCAUUCCGAUUGCCGCCGGAUGUUUGUAUCCGAUUACGACGAGUGGGGGACAGCACGUGCGGUUGGACCCUGUCUGGGCUAGUUUGGCCAUGGCAUUGAGCAGCAUCAGUGUAGUCUUGAGCUCGUUGGCCUUGAGGAGCAAGGUCCCAUGGUUGGGUUUCCGGGCUAGGAAGAUCGAGUAG